AUGAUAAUUGGUGAACGAGAAAUAAACGGAGUAUCUUGCACUGUGUUGAUGGUAUUGGAUGGUCUUAGGCUGGUUUAGAGAAUUAGAUAGUGAAAGAUUUUUAGCUACAGCUAGGCUUGUCUUGUCUUUUUUUUCCUGAAGAAGUCUACCUGUUUUCGGACCUAGUUCCGGCGCCGCAGCAUCUCACUCUUGAGCGGCAACUGAACAAGAGCGUCUUAAUCGGUUGGACAGCGCCAGAUAACACUCACCAGCUGGAGUCGUAUCACGUCUACGUAGAUGGAGUGUUGAAAGUGACUGUGAAAGCAACCGAGCGGACCAGGGCAUUGGUCGAGGGUGUUGACUCCACCAGGCCGCACAGAAUAAGCGUACGGUCGGUGACACACUCGAGGAGAACGUCACGCGAUGCCGCUUGCACGAUGGUGAUCGGUAAGGACGUCACCUUGGGACCGACCGCUGUCAAGGCAUCGAACGUGACCGCCACCAGUGCCGCGAUAUCUUGGAUGCCGAGCAAUAGUAACCAUCAGCACGUCGUUUGCGUGAAUAACGUGGAAGUUAGGACAGUGAAGCCUGGUGUUUACAGACACACGAUCACCGGUUUAGCACCGUCGACGAUUUACAGAGUGACCGUCAAAGCGAAGAAUUUAAGAGCGACGCACUUCGAGGACCAAAACACCCAAGCGGCCAACAAUUUAGCAUGCCACGUCCAUUUCAAAACGUUGCCCAAAGGAUUGCCCGAUCCUCCGGUCGAUAUCCAGGUGGAGGCUGGACCGCAGGACGGCACUUUGCUAGUGACCUGGCAGCCUGUUGCCCUAAACGGUUCGGCCGUCACCGGUUACGCGGUGUAUGCCGAUGGGAAGAAGGUCACCGACGUAGACAGCCCCACCGGUGACCACGCUCUGGUGGACAUACAUAAGCUGAUGGGUCUGAAUCCGAAGCAUAUCACAGUGAGGACGAAAAGCAGGGAGAGCCAGUCGGGCGAUAGCUGUGCCACUGCCAUUCCUUGUAGCGUCCUCCGCAGUGGGACAGCGGCUCAUUUGCAACACGGCUCGUCCACGCACAUGCAAGAUCAGGGGCAACCGCAGCCCUCCGUCACCGGGCAACUCGACGAUCUCAACAGGCAUCGUAUGGCAGGUGUAGGCCAGAGAUAUCCAUCGACCCCUGUACCAUCUCACAUAAGAAAACACGGCAAUACCAGAGUCGACUCUCACGGCCAAAUUAUCAUCGAGACUGAAGAGAAUCUGUCCGACAAGGAGAUCUAUCCUGGACAAAGUAUGCCCCAAAUGGGAGUUCCAGAGAUCACCAAAGAUUCGGCAAGCGAGGCAAACUACAGCGAGGAAGAUGAUCCGUCGCGUAAAGGUAAAGGAUUGCCACUGCAUCAUGGCGUCCAACAUCGAUAUGGAUCGCAAAUGGGACAACAAGGACUUCCUGGGACACAUCGACCUGGAAAAAUGGGUGGUCCUUCUGAUAGACCUCAAGAGCCUUACUACGACCAACCAGGUUCCUUUGCACUUUAUAUCUAA
This is a messenger RNA of Heterotrigona itama, 1520 nucleotides long. NCBI's taxonomy places the organism in Eukaryota, Metazoa, Arthropoda, Insecta, Hymenoptera, Apidae. The record is from the annotation of a GenBank genome assembly.